Messenger RNA from Drosophila serrata, 4917 nucleotides. RefSeq lists its product as uncharacterized. The record is from RefSeq and is a predicted model, not a curated record. NCBI's taxonomy places the organism in Eukaryota, Metazoa, Arthropoda, Insecta, Diptera, Drosophilidae. Gene Ontology annotation, molecular function: DNA binding; protein binding.
CCUAAAUCUUUUAACACCGACAAAAGUGCUUCGUUUCGCUACAAAGUUGUGCUUAAAAAAUAGCUGAGAGCGACCAUGAGCUCGGCCGACGAUAUGCCGUCGCUGUCAGCCGCUAGAAAGCGCGAAAAGUCCAGCUCCAGCAGCGAGUCCUUGUCACAGCCAUCGACCACGCCGCCGGUCGAACCACGUCCUUCUACCAGCAAUGGACACGAAAGUGGUCACUUUCUGGGUAGACACAGCCAGGAACACUCUGAGCCCCACUCGUCGGGCCAACUGGGCAAACAUCACAGCCGUCGUCCCAGCUUGGGGCUCAGUAAUCCAGAUAGUCAGGGUUCCACCAGCGAAGGACGCAGCUCCACCAGCGGUGAACGCAACUCUCACGGUGAUAGUAUACGACGACUGUCUACUAUGCGCGAUCGCGUCCUAGUGUCCAAUGCCAAUUCCAUGGCCCGGGGAAUGUCCUUCAGCGAGCUGGAUGACACAGCAACAACCAGUUCCUCCUCGUCGCCACAUAUGAAUGGCCAUGAUCACAAUAGCACCACUGAUGAUCAGCAGCAGGCUGGCAUAUCCAAUGGAUCUCGCAAGAAGAAAAAGAAGAAGAAGAUCUCACGUCGUUCCUCAUACGAUGGCAAUCUCAUUGGCUGGACUGGGAAGUUCCCCAAUUUCUCCACAUCCACAGACCAGGUGCUCGAUACCAAUCCCAGCCUGGAUGCUCAGACGUCCGACGACCUGCGGGCCCUAAGCAGACGUGGUCUAAUGGUGUACCCCAGAGAGGCACAGGGAUCGGAGGCAGCAGCUGAAACAGAAGUAGCAACAGCAGCAGCAGCAGCAGCAGAGCAAACUCGAAAUCCCCGACCGCAGCAGCAGCAGCAGUCUCUUCUUGCAACAUCUCCAUCGCCGAUGUCAUCGCCGAUCGAGUCCUCUCUGUCCCCUAACUCUGAAUUGAAUAGGAAUCUGACACCAGGACCAGAAACAGGACGAGUACCUGAACUUGAACAGCAUGAACCGCCAAGUACACAUAAAACACCGACACCACGUAUCAGUCCCACCUGCGAAGCAGCGGCAGCACCAGUAGCAGCAGCAGCAGCAGCAGUAGGCACUCCCCGUGAGAAGAACGUUACAGAUGAUGCUAAGGAGCAGCAGUCACAGGUUGCUAGUCCUAGCACCUCAAGUGUAUCUGGCAAGCGUCAAGCCAGCCCGCUUAUAAAUCAAGUCCAGGAGGAGGUAAACAAGGAGGAACUACAUAAGAAGCCUUCUAAGGAGGAGGACAAGAAUCAAUUAUUACCGCCGUUAUCCAAACGCAAGAAGACCGCGAAACAUUCAUCGUCCAUCCGUUCACGGUCUCGUUCCAAGUCUUUAAAUAUCGAGAAUGCACCACUUAAGCAGGCGCCUGAAACCUCACGCUCUAAAAGCCAAGAAUGGGAUAUUAUUGACCUGUCCUCACCAGAACCGGUAGCCAAGGAAGAGCCUCCACCACCUCCGCCACCGGAAACUUACUUCAAUGUUAAGGCCGAUUCGCCGUCGUCUCCAAGCGUAACUAAGUCCGAGACGCCUACUCCUAAGGCAGUGAAGCCCGAGAUGUCUUCCCCAAAGGUGGCCAAGCCUGAGUCGCCGUUUACAAGCCUUGCUGAGCCUGAGGCACCAUACCCAAGCGUUGCUGAGCCUGAGGGAUUAUACCCAAGCGUUGCUGAGCCUGAGGCACCAUCCGUAAGCGCUGCAGAACCUAUUCCUCUAAGCGUGACGGAGACUUCUCUAAGCGUAGCCGAACCUACUCCUCUAACCAUAGCGGAGCCUUCUCUAAACGUAGAGGAGCCAAUAUUGCCGUCUAACGACACCAUGUCCUCCACAACGAAGCGAAAGGCUACAGAUAAGUUUUAUCGCCUCCCCUUUGCCUACGGAUGGCGUCGCGAACUCGUCUUGCCCAGUUUGAGCAAUCCCAAGCGUCGCACGGGCGAUGUCUUCUUCAUCUCACCCGCUGGUCGUAAACUGCGCUCCCGCGAGGAUAUAAUACCGCUGCUAGAAGGUGGUUUGACCAUUCAACAUUUCUGCUUCCAACGUGUACCACAGGAGGCAGGUCCCCAGUACGAGCUAGUGCGUCGCGCCAUACCUGCAACGCACCGAUCCAAGCAAAACGAAACCACGGCUCAGGUAUAUCCGCAGGAGCCGGCAGUGACUGGAAAGCGUGUGCCCAAGCCCAAGGUACCGAAGGGUGCCAGUCCACCGAGCGAGGGUUGGACAUCCACGGCGGCGGUCAAGGGCAAAGUCCGUGGUGUGUUCUCGAGCUCCUCGAGCAAUGGUGGGAAUCAGGCAGCCGGACCAAGCGCCCCGCGAAAGCGUCGAUCGAUAAAGAAGAGGGAGCCUGUUUUGAGCGAGGCUCAGCAGCAGCAGCAGCAGCAGCAGCAGCAGCAGCAGUUGCAGAUGCAGAUGCAGAUGCAGCCACAUGUAGAAGAGAUUUCUGAUGACAGCGAUGAGGAUAAUGAUGAAACCGUCAGUAGCAGCGGCAGUGUUAUAGAGAUUGCCGAGGAAAUUGAGCUGCCCGGCCAACUGCCACCGGCUAACCUCUUAGAAGAACAGCAGCGGGAGCUGGACCAGCGCCCAUUAAGGGAUAUGGAUGUGGUGGUUAUUGGUGGUCGCAAGGCUAUAUUUGUUCGUGGCCCACCGCAGGCUCCACCUGUCAAACUGAUUCCACGCCCGCCAGACCUAACCAGCUACGAUCGCAUCUACAGGAAGCGCAUUCAAGACAAGAGAAAUGGCCAGACGCUGGCCAUCAGCCUGAACGAUGCCCAUAUUGGGAUUAAUGUUCUUGUAGCAGUAAUGAAAACCAUGACCUUGCAGGAACGUUUAACAAUGGCUCAAGUGUGCACCACCUGGGCAAUGGUUAGCCGCGACAAACGCGUGUGGAAUAAGGUCAUCUUGCGGGAUACGCAUGUGAAGAAUUGGAUGAAGUUACUCAUGGCAAUGGCACGCAAUCGCACUCGCGAGCUGGAUAUGAUGGGCAUGAUUAUGGAUCCGGCAAGACUUCGCUUUACUGGCGACAUGCGCAUACUGAAGUCAUUGCGUGUACUGCGCACCGAUCCCACCACGAAUGAGUUUAUAAAGCUGGUCUUAUCAAAUCUACCGAAGCUGCAGGAACUGCGAACGACCUGCGUAAGUUCCCACCUGCAUUUGGGCCGCCUGGCGAAGAUGCGCAAGUUGCGAGUGCUGCGUUUAACUAUGACGUAUCCGAAGGCUAAUAUUCUCUACCUAGAAAGCGUAGUGAGCCUGGUCAACCUCACCGAACUGAGUAUCCGUGGUGUGUCCAAUUUGAAGCCGUUGGACCUAAUGCGUCUGAAGAAUCUGACCCGCUUGCAGGUCCUGGGACUGGGCUCCUGCGAGCAACUAGACCGUGAGCAGCUCGGCCGCGAGGUGCUGCCCCGUCUGAAAGCCCUACACACGCUUCGCAUUGAGAACGAUCAUAAGGCCAUGGCCAUGUUUCCGGUGGAUGACAUUUUGUGUGGCGUAGCCUUGGCCGGAGGCGUACAACGCCUCGAGCUGAUCAACGUGGAUGUGGACAGUGGAUUUGGCCUACUCCUCGCCAACUGCAGUUCUGUGAAGCGUCUACUCCUCGCGCCCAAGUGCCUGCACAAUACGGCCACCAUGACCAAUGCCGUAAUGCAGGCCAUCAGGGAUAAUGCAAAUCACUUGCUCGUCUUUCGCCUGAUCCUGGUCACCCAGCUGCUGAGUGCCACCGAAAACCUGUACAAGGGAACGCAAAAGAACGUGAUACCAGUGCAGCGUCCCGUGCCGGGCAUACCCCCUGGCGAUCCCCUCAAUCACUGCAUUUUGGAGGACAACUGCCAUGAGAAGGAGCACACCCAGUGCGUUGCUUUUCUGCCAGUCGAACGUCUGGAGGCGAUUCUUCACGAAAUGAUGCCAAUGGGAUGCCUAUCGGUGGCCAAGGUGGCCAUGUCGGAGACCACAAAUAUGCAGUUUCUGGAACCCGGCGCCUCCGAGAAUACCUAGCCUCAUGGAGAGCAGGUGCAGCAGGAUGUAGAGCAGCUGCAGCAGGAUGGAGAGCAGGUGCAGCAGGAUGGAGAGCAGCUGCAGCAGGAUGGAGAGCAGCUGAAGCAGGAUGGAGAGCAGCUACAGCAGGAUGGAGAGCAGCUACAGCAGAAUGGAGAGCAGCAGGAAGUUGUAUAAGUUAGCCAUGUAUCGGUGGCUAAGGUGGCCAUGUCGAAGGCCACAAAUCUGCAGUUCCUGGUACCCGGCGCCUUCGAGACUACCUAGCCCCAUGAAGAGCUGGUGCUGCAGGAGGGAGAGAAGCAGGAAGUUGUAUAAGUUAGCCAUGUAAUGAGACACACCAUCACCCAACCCACCCCACAUCAUCCCAGUAGCAGAGAAAGUCAAGACUGAGUCUUCACGAGCCAUCAUCACCUUACACACUAAGCGAAUCGAAAUGGGAGGUUAAUUUUUUGUUUUAAUAUGCAUUUUCUUUUUCAUUCUUCUUGUCCAGCCUGCCUCCUCGAGGUGUGGGUCUGGUCAAAUGCAACACCUGGAACACCUUGUGUAUACUUUAGUUGAUUAGCAAACUAAGACGCCACAGCAAUGCUGUGUAAAAGCAACUAUGAAUGUAAAAACAAAACAAAAAAGAAAGAAACUAAUAAAGACGAGGGUGGGAUUAAAAUACAAUUAAAGACAAAUUAAGGUAUAAUAUAACCAGGAGGGCAAAGCCUGGUAAAGAUCGAUACGAUCUCUAAUUUUUACACCCCUGCAGGGUAAUAGAUUUUAGUAAUAGGCAACCAACCUUUGUUUUGGAGGAAUAUUCCUUCCCACAAACUUGACAAGCUUGUUGCUUGUUUCCAUACAAAAAGGUUGUGUUUUUUAUUAUUGCAAUUAAAUAUAAGUUUCUUAAUAAUAAAUCUCCAAAAAUAUACAGUA